UCAACAAGUCACUCCAUUUGUGUCCUAGACAGUACCCAAAGCAUUACUAUGGCCAAACAAAAUAAGUUCUCAGUCCUCACAUCAACCACUCUUUUGGUCAUUAUAGUUUCUAUUUCGGAAAUGCUUUGUAGCCCUCUUGAAGAGCAACAAUUGUUAAAGCAACAUGAGGAGUGGAUGGCAAUCCAUGGGCGCAUCUACAAGGAUGCGAUCGAAAAGGCCAAACGGCUUGAGAUAUUUAAAGAGAACGUUAAGCGCAUCAACGCCUUUAAUAAUGGUAAGGAUGUGGGAUAUAAACUAGCUGUGAACAAGUUCACAGACCUAACUAACGAGGAGUUCCGUGCUUCCUCCACCGGCUACAAGAGGCCUACAAGGGUCCUGUCCUCUGGGGAUGAAAAACCGUUCAAGUAUGCGAACUUCACCGCCAUUCCAGCUGCCUUAGACUGGCGAACCAAGAAGGCUGUGACAACUGUCAAGGAUCAAGGCGACUGUGGAAGUUGUUGGGCAUUCUCGGCAGUGGCAGCUAUGGAAGGGAUUACCAUGAUCAAGAAGGGGAAGUUGGUGCCACUCUCAGUACAAGAACUCGUGGAUUGUGACGUUGACGAUAAUGGCUGCCAUGGCUGGCUCAUGGACAGGGCCUUCAAGUUUAUCAAGAGCAAGGGCGGACUCUCGACCGAGGCGAACUACCCCUACCAGGCAAAUAACGGAACCUGCAAUACGGCCAAGAUGGCAAACCCCGCGGCCUCAAUAACUGGAUACCAGGAUGUGCCGGCCAAUAACGAAAAGGCCCUCUUGCAGGCCGUGGCAAACCAGCCAGUCUCGGUGGCAAUUGAGGGGAGCGGGUUCAAUUUCCAAUUCUACUCAAGCGGUGUGUUCUCUGGCUCGUGUGGAACCAGUAUCGACCACGCCGUCACGGCGGUCGGGUAUGGGAAGACCUCCAGGGGAACCAAGUAUUGGCUGCUGAAGAAUUCAUGGGGCACUGGAUGGGGUGAGAGCGGGUACAUGAGGAUCCAGAGGGACGUGAGUUCUAAGGCUGGUCUCUGUGGCCUUGCCAUGGAAGCUUCUUAUCCAACCGCAUGAAGAAAGAAGAAGAAGAAAAAAAUACAGUAUGAGCUUAUAUAUGUGAUACUGGUUCUUAGGCUCUCUAUAUGUAUGAAAUAAUGUCGAGUGUAAGUGACAAUACGUCACUAGGGGUGGUGUAUCCUCCAAAGGAAACUGCAUGUUCUUAGCAAAAUUAGGGCCUGCCAACUAAACUCGGUUUCAAGAGUUUGAAUAAUUGUGUGGGACAAGAUAAAGAACUUAGUCCCGUGAAUGAAUGGAAUACUUUCAUCAACGUGAUUUUAAGUACUGAAUUGGGCCCAA
Messenger RNA from Eucalyptus grandis, 1359 nucleotides. RefSeq names its product senescence-specific cysteine protease SAG12. Gene Ontology annotation, cellular component: lysosome. The record is from RefSeq and is a predicted model, not a curated record. NCBI's taxonomy places the organism in Eukaryota, Viridiplantae, Streptophyta, Magnoliopsida, Myrtales, Myrtaceae. Gene Ontology annotation, molecular function: cysteine-type endopeptidase activity.